GCGGAUUACUUCCCGGUUAUUGGUAAAAUCAUCGAUAGGCUCACGGGUUUACAUAGCAAAUGCGAGAAGGUUUUUAAAGCAAUGGAUACAUUUUUCGAUCAAGCUAUAAGGCUUCAUCUAGAAGAUGAGAGUAUUAAAGAUGAUAUCAUUGACUUGCUUCUCAAAAUGGAAAAGGGAGAGACUGCACUUGGAGAAUUUCAACUUACUCGAAACCACACCAAAGGGAUUCUUCUGAAUGUUCUUAUUGCUGGGGUAGACACAUCUGGCCACACAAUAACAUGGGUGAUGACGCAUUUGAUUGCAAACCCAAGAGUUAUGAUGAAGGUGCAAGCUGAGGUGAGAGAAGUGAUCAAAAACAAAGACGAUAUCACAGAAGAAGAUAUAGAACGACUCGAGUAUCUCAAAAUGGUGGUUAAAGAAACAUUUAGGAUCAACCCACUUGCGCCACUUCUAAUUCCAAGAGAGGCUUCAAAGGAUAUAAAGAUCGCAGGCUAUGACAUUCCAAAGAAAACAUGGAUCCAUGUCAACAUUUGGGCUGUUCAUAGGAAUCCAAACGUUUGGAAAGAUCCGGACGCUUUCAUUCCAGAGAGGUUCAUAGAUAAUGAGAUUGACUAUAAAGGUCUAAACUUUGAGUUGUUGCCGUUUGGUAGCGGAAGGAGGAUGUGCCCUGGUAUGGGCAUGGGCAUGGCCUUGGUACACUUGACUCUUAUCAAUCUUCUCUACCGUUUCGACUGGAAGCUUCCAGAAGGAAUGAAGGUGGAAGAUGUUGAUCUUGAAGAAUCAUAUGGACUUGUCUCUCCUAAGAAAGUUCCACUUGAGCUUAUCCCGGUGAUUACCAAGUGGACUUGA
Messenger RNA from Thlaspi arvense, 849 nucleotides. The record is from the annotation of a GenBank genome assembly. Lineage: Eukaryota; Viridiplantae; Streptophyta; Magnoliopsida; Brassicales; Brassicaceae.